AUGCAAACCAACUCCGAAAAGGUGGAAUACGUACAAAAAAGACUAUCCAGACUUAGCGUCAUCACUUUUUUCAAAAAAUACAGAUAUAGAUAUGACUCUCGCAAUGUUGCCCAGGAAGAUCUCAGAAAAUGUUUGGAUCAUAUAAGCCGCUCUGUAAAGGCUAAAGCUGCAAACAAUAUGUUUAAGUCAAAGCAGGCCGAGGAUUUUUGGCAGAAACUCGAGAAAAAACAAUUGAAUGAUGAUGUAAACUUUUCUAAGGAAAAACAUAAUAAGAAACUUAUCAUUAACGUUUUGCGAGAGCACGAUGCUGUCAGUGGCCUAAUGGUCUCUAAAACUGAAGGUUCAAUCCAACAAACUUCCAUUGAUGAUGACCCUCCCAACGGCGACGACCUUUCUGAUGAAGAUCUUUCUAAUGAAGAUCUUUCUGAUGAUGAAGACCUUACCAAUGAUGAAGACCUUUCCGAUGGUAACGACCUUUCCAAUAAUGACGACCUUUCCAACGAUAAAAACGAUGACUUUUCUAAUGGUGGUUCUAACUCAGGGAAAAAUAUAGAGUAUGAGAAUGAAGACGACGUGGAAGUUGCCGACUUAUGUGAGCCGCAUGUGAUGGAAGCUGAAACUGGAAAAGUGCUAACUUCAGAUGAAUGGGCGAAAGUACGGGCACUAGUGAAGAGCUAUCGAUUAAAAAUACCGAAGACGAGGUGUCAACACGGGCCAACCACAAAAUUACUUAAUCGAUAUAUACCAUCAAUGCGUCGGUCACUACCUGACGUGAGCUUUGAUUUGCCGAGCCUUUCGGCUGAACAAGAUAAAUUCUUUGAUGAACUGCUUGCGGCAGAGGACCUACAAGAUGUUCGCGCAAGUACCUCUGAACAACGAAAUGCCAAAAAAUUGGUUGAUAGAAUCAACGAUUCAAUAAAUUGCCCCAACAAAGACAAUAUCCCAGAAUAUGAACACACCAUGCGCAAUGUAAUUCCGUUCGUUGACGCAUCAAUCAGAGAUGCGUCAGACUAUGUUAUACGCUAUUUUGAAAGUACGCUUCGUGCCACAGCAAUACGUCGUAAUUCAGGUGGAGAUCCUACAGAGCGUGCACGAAUGGGAUAUAGGGUAGAUGUGCUUGUCAAAUUUAAUGGCCUACAUUGGAGUCCUGACCUUGGGUGUGGCGAGAUAUCAGGAGGACUUCCAAGAUGCUCUUCCGCUAAAGAGUGGAUGGAUACUCUUAAACUUGGAUGGGAAUUACGUGAUGUGUGGGCUCUGACUCAAGAUCAGUUGAAUGGAGUGGACGCCAGUAACUUAAUCGUGUGGGGCUUUGCUGUUGUUGCUCGCACAAUUCGUAUUUACGCACUCACGGCUGCUGGUGGAUUGUUUCAUCUCAUACUUGCUUACGAAGCGCCUAUGCCAUCAUCGAGAUGGGACAAAUAUAACAUCAAAAUCGCUUAUUGUACUUUUUUGGGACUUUUACAAAAGUUGGAUGCUACCAAGAAGAUGCUUGUCGAUCUGAACAACGAAAGGAUAAAAAAUGUUAUGCAUUGGAGUAAAACGGAAAAAGUUGUCUGCUGUUUUUCCUUCCCCACCAAUCACUGGGUCACCAGCAAAAAAAAAGAGAAAAUAAAAUUGUAA
Funneliformis mosseae is the source of this 1620-nucleotide messenger RNA. The record is from the annotation of a GenBank genome assembly. Lineage: Eukaryota; Fungi; Glomeromycota; Glomeromycetes; Glomerales; Glomeraceae.